Messenger RNA from Entrophospora candida, 1542 nucleotides. NCBI's taxonomy places the organism in Eukaryota, Fungi, Glomeromycota, Glomeromycetes, Entrophosporales, Entrophosporaceae. The record is from the annotation of a GenBank genome assembly.
AUGUCUCAAACAAAUAAUAAUAGUUGUGGAAAUGCAGGUCCUUCGCCAGGGUGUAAUAGUAGUAAUGGCAUACUCGGUUCUACCAAAAAUUGUGGAGUAGCAUUGGAUGAUGUUAGACAAGCAUAUAUAAUCUUAUUAGAAUUGCCUGUGUCUGUGAUAAGAGCUAUGAUGCAAUCAAUCGAAAAUUUAUUGAAAAGACCUGGGAGGAUUUUAAAAACAUGUGAAGAUAUAAAAUUUCUGAUGAUAAUAUUAGAGAAUACAUUGUUGUCACAACAUAAAUUUGCUCAGGAAUCUCAAAGACAUCAUAAUAUAGUUGAAAGAAUUUUUGGUUUAAUUUCAAAUCUAAGUGUGGAACUUCGUCAUUAUUUGCUUAGUUGGUUUUCAGGACUUCCAACAAAUAUUUUUAGGAAACGCAUUGAACUGGUUAAUUCAUUUAUAAGUUAUCGAUUGGCAAUUCAUUGUACCACCAAUCAAUAUUCGCCAGAUAUAUAUGAUUCAAAGGGAAAAAUUAAUAUUACAUCAAGAUUAAUAUAUGAACCAGACUGGGGAAUUAAUGCCGCAGCACAAGAAGCAUUUUUUACAUUUCUUUAUCAAAAACGUACAUUCAAAUCAGCAUUAGAGUUAAAGAUUCGGAGAGAUAAUAUAAUCCAGGAUUCAUUAAAUCAAAUAUCAGAGAAUGUAAUUGAUUUAAAGAAAUCAUUAAGAAUUGUAUUUAUAGGUGAAGAUGGUGUAGAUGGUGGCGGGCUAAGAAAAGAAUGGUUUCUAUUAUUAAUAAGACGUUUGUUUGAUCCACAAUACGGAAUGUUUACGUGGGAUGAAGAUUCGAAAUAUUGUUGGUUUAAUCCAGCAAGUUUUGAAAAUAGCGAUCAAUAUUAUCUUGUUGGUGUAAUUGUCGGACUCGCAAUUUAUAAUUCAACUAUAUUGGAUGUGCACUUUCCUUUAGCAUGUUAUAAGAAAUUAUUUAAUGAACGAGUGGGAUUAGAAGAUUUAAAAGUUUUCAAACCAGCACUAGCAAGAGGAUUAGAACAACUCCUUACAUUUGAAGGAGAUGUAGAAUCAACAUUUUGUCGUGAUUUUGUUGUUGCGUACGAAGCUUUUGGUGAUGUGAAGCGUGUUCCACUCAUACCCGGUGGUUUUGAUAUACCCGUCACAAAUGCCAAUAGACAACAAUUUGUUGACCUAUAUGUUGAUUUUAUACUAAAUAAAUCAAUUUCAAAACAAUUUGAACCUUUCAAACUUGGAUUUGAACAAGUUUGUGGUGGACAUGCUUUAUCUCUUUUUCGACCAGAAGAGAUUGAACUUAUGGUUAGAGGUAGCGCAGAACCAUUAGAAAUUGAUCAUUUAAGAUCGGUGACAAUAUAUGAAGGCUUUUCAAAAGAUGAAGAGAUUAUUAAAAAUUUUUGGGAAAUAUUUAAAUCAAUGGAUUCACAAAUCCAACGUAGAUUAUUGACGUUUGUAACUGGUACUGAUAGAAUCCCUGCAACUGGUUGUGCAAAUCUUGCCUUUAAGAUUUCUUGCAUUGGUGGCGAUUGUGAAAGGUAA